AAAGAAGCUUUUUUCCUCGCCCAACAACCGAACCUCAAAAUUCGGAGGAACCCAGCCCUCAACGCCAAAGCCGGGAUCAGAAGGGGAUCGUCACAUUCGUCCACUAACUCGCCGCUGUAUCCGUGGUUUCACAGGCAACUUGAACAGCAUUCACAGUCCUGGUUCCCCGCCAUGAGCGCCUAUCCCGAACAUGAAGCUGCCCUGGGCAGCGCGCCCGAAUUGCCCGUUGUUGCCGGACGCGGCUCAGACACGGAUGGCGAUGAGUUGCUGAACGCAAUGGGUUACACGGCCGAGUUAAAGCGAAACCGGUCGACCUGGCAUGUGGCCUUUAUGUCCUUCGUCCUGGCGUCCAUACCCUACGGCCUGGCCACGACACUCUACUAUCCGCUGCAGGGCGGCGGGCCCGUCGUCGUGGUCUGGGGCUGGCUGCUCGUUAGUCUCAUCAUCCUAUGCGUCGCCGCGUCUCUGGGCGAGAUCACGUCCGUCUACCCGACUGCUGGCGGCGUCUACUACCAGACCUUCAUGCUGGCCCCGUCCAAGUUCCGUAGGGCUGCCGCCUACAUUUGCGGCUGGGCCUACGUUGUCGGCAACAUCACCAUUACCCUGGCGGUGCAGUUCGGCACGACUCUCUUCUUCGUCGCCUGUGUCAACGUCUUUGAAACGGAGCCUGGCGUGGGCGUCUGGGCCGCCGAGACCUACCAGGUGUUCCUUACAUUCCUCGCCAUCACCCUGCUCUGCACCUCCAUCUCCAUUUUUGGCAACCGAUGGCUGCCCAUUCUGGAUACGUUUGCCAUUUUCUGGACUUUUACCGGUCUCUUCGCCAUACUCAUCACCGUCUUGGUCCUUGCCAAGGAGGGCCGGCGCAGUGCCUCGUUUGCCCUCGGCCACUUCGAGCCCACGUCCGGAUGGCCUGCCGGGUGGGCCUUUUGUGUCGGGCUGCUGCACGCCGCCUACGCCACGUCGUCGACCGGCAUGGUCAUCUCCAUGUGCGAAGAGGUCCGGCGGCCGUCCACCCAGGUGCCCAAAGCCAUGGUCGUCACCAUCGUCAUCAACACGAUUGGCGGCCUGCUCUUCCUGGUGCCGCUCAUGUUCGUCCUGCCCGACCUCGCCAUGCUGGUCAGCCUGAGCUCGGGCCAGCCACUGCCCACCAUCAUCAAGUCGGCCGUGGGCUCGUCGGGCGGUGCUAUUGCCCUGCUCAUGCCCCUCAUGGUGCUGGCCAUCCUCUGCGGCGUCGCCUGCUCCACGGCCGCCUCGCGCUGCACCUGGGCCUUUGCCCGGGACGGCGCCAUCCCGGGUUCCAAGUGGUGGAAGCAAGUGCAUCCCAAGCUGGACCUGCCCCUCAACGCCAUGAUGCUCUCCACCGCCAUCCAAAUCGUGCUAGGCCUCAUCUACUUUGGCUCCUACACCGCCUUCAACGCCUUCUCGGGCGUCGGCGUCAUCUCGCUGACCGUGUCGUAUGCCGCGCCCAUUGCCGUGUCCAUGCUCGAGGGGCGCGCCCACGUCAAGGGCGCCAAGUUCUCGCUGGGCAAGCUUGGCUGGCUGUGUAACGGCAUCGCCAUAGGCUGGUCGAUCCUCGCCGUCCCCCUAUUCUGUAUGCCCGCUUACAUCCCCGUCACAGCCGCAAGCGUCAACUAUGCGCCUGUUGUGUUCGUCGGCUUCGUCCUCAUCGCCCUGGUGUGGUAUGCUGUCUGGGGCCGCAAACACUACCGUGGGCCCCCCACCGAGAGCGUCGGCGUGGAUCCUGUCCCAGGCGGGCACGGUGUCGGCCCAAACAAGAAAGAUUAGAGGGAACGCCGAUGUCAUGCUUAAUGUCUAGUCAUUCUGCGUAUUAUGUUUCAACGUAUGAUACUCGCUAGGCGUUAGGCGUCAACGGGCCACCAGCGGUCGUGUGUUCCAGCAGAUACCCUUUUUUUUUUUGGGCUGGCUGGCUCAGGUGGAAACUUCAACAGUGUAGAUAAAUCAGUACCUACGACGCAGGAUAAGUAAAGAAAUCAG
Parathielavia appendiculata is the source of this 1995-nucleotide messenger RNA. RefSeq names its product amino acid transporter. Gene Ontology annotation, molecular function: transmembrane transporter activity. The coding region runs from base 172 to 1785 and encodes 537 amino acids. NCBI's taxonomy places the organism in Eukaryota, Fungi, Ascomycota, Sordariomycetes, Sordariales, Chaetomiaceae. Gene Ontology annotation, biological process: amino acid transport; transmembrane transport. The record is from RefSeq and is a predicted model, not a curated record. The transcript has 3 exons. Gene Ontology annotation, cellular component: membrane.